This is a messenger RNA of Prorocentrum cordatum, 3146 nucleotides long. The record is from the annotation of a GenBank genome assembly. NCBI's taxonomy places the organism in Eukaryota, Dinophyceae, Prorocentrales, Prorocentraceae.
GCGCGGCGGCGACCUCGCCCUUGCGAGGGCGGCCGCGUUGGAGAGCAAGCGCCAGCGCAACGAUAUUGCUGAGCAGGAACAGUUGUUUCGAGAACAGUUUCAGGUGCCACCCCACGUGAUCACCCAGAGCUUCUCGAACAGCUCGUUCCUCUUGGCACCGCCGCUCAUCGACCACGCAGCUGUAGCCAACGCAUCAAUCAGAGCCCUGCAGUUCGUGGACAGUGUUGGGGAAACUCCAUUAAAACUCAAGGGUGGCGCACCGAAGACCGACAGAGGCGUUAAGGCUGAUGGUAGGCCCCUGCCGAAAAAGGUAUUGGAGAUGUUGCCAGAAGACAAAAAGGCGAUUCCCACCAAGGUGUUCCAGACGCAGCAGAGAUUCGGCAUGUUGUUCGCGCGUGGCCCUCCAGGCGAUCUGCAAUCUGACACCAUAGUCAUUGGUCGGACAAUGGCCCAGGUCCAGCCCCUAUGGCGGAACACCCCAGGCUGUAUCAUGGCUGCCCUGAGAGAUACGUGCGCCAUGUCGCUCACCGAGUGCAGGUUUGAUGAGUUUAGCCGCAUCGCCGCCGUGGAUCGACACCCGAGCAAUCUGCGCGCCGAGCGCGGCAUCAAUCGGAGGACACAGAGACGUUUUGACAAUUGGAAGUCUAUCUUUUUCAAAUGUGAACAGCACAUGUUGCAGGGUGCGCGGGCAUUGGCAACGUGGAAGUUCUCCCACACCAUCACGGGUAUGAUCAACUUGUCUUUGUCGCUGGACCACCAGAACAAUUUAGCGAUAUUCAGACAAUGCAUGUACGAAGUCCUGAUGCACCGUUGCAAGGUAAUCGACACGCCUCCCAGCCCAGAUGCAGUGAUGAGGAAAAUAUUGAUUUUGUCGUGGUUCGUAUCUAAGAAAGCUAACACUGACGUAAUUGUGCGGGGUCUGCUUGACUUGUUCGCGUCGGGGGAUUGGAGCAGCAAUAGAUUGGAGAUCUACGUUCCACCUGGCACUGAGUAUGACGAGCAGUCGUUGUUCAGUACAGUUUCGAGCGGCAUUGCGAAGGCCCUCGUGUUCAGAAACUUCACGGUGUACCAGCGGAAGAAAUGGAUGGGCGCAGACGAGGCGCGCUGCGACUUCGCGUUGCCCCUUCUGUUAGGGAACGUGCUGGUUGAGGCGUGCAAGGUUUUCUGCGAUCGCAUCAACGGCCUGCCAUAUCGACCUGCUGCGCACCAUCCAGGUGGCGAUGCUCCAGCGGCAGCCGCGCUCGGCGCCUUGCUCGACGCUGGAGCCCUCCCCGACGAGGAGGCGAUGGAGGCUCGGCGAGACGAUGCAGUCAUCGACCCGAGGGGGCUGGCCCCCAUUGCCGUAGCAGCGGCCGAGGUCGCGAGGAAGCGCAAGGUCGCUUUGGAUUGGCUGAUGUGCAGGACCAGAAAUUCGCCACGUUCCCAGGUCGUGGUGCUCAAGAUGAUAUUGUCUAUCUUGCAGACAAUGCAGGCGGAGGAACUCUACAUCGGGCCCAAGAAGUGGGAGCGGCGCCAGGAGGCGCAAGCUGCGCGGCUGGCAGGGCAACCCAAUACGGGCAAACUGCUUCGCACAUACGCAGUGUUGGUGCACGCGGAAGGCGAGAUCGAAGCUCGAGCAUUGAAGAGAAUGCUGACCCUUCUUUUCGAGCAUCGCAUUUGGAUACUGUUGCGAGAUGGAGAUAUGACAAACGAUUUGAAAGCAGACGCAUUUACAAGCUUAUUGUCGGCAGGGGCCUACAUCGAGGACUUGAUCGCGGGCCCGCAUUCCCAACCACCGUGGGCUUUGUUUCUCGCGCCUAACUAUCCCGAGCUCGCAGAUGCAAUCCAGCAGACGCCGAAAUGCCAAUUGGACAGAUGGAGUAGGAAAUUCUUGGAAAGAAAUGACCUCCGCACAGGCGAGGCCAAAAUGAAGCUCUUGGUGCACGCCAUCCUCAUGUCAACGAACACUGAUCACCUCGAGGUCUCGAACUCACAUAUUCGCAGGAUUGUGAAAAAGCAUGUGCAAUGCCAGCAGGCUGAUCCAAUUGGGCUCGGUACGAAAUGGAUGGCUGCUUGCAUUCGCGCCUGGAGUACGGCGCCACGAGUUUCUGUGGAUUCUGGGGCCGACACCGAGGGCACCGACGAACACAAUCCUGGCGGUCCAAAGUAUGGUGGCGGCGGCGCAUGGCGUGCUUUCGCGAGGAAGCAGAGGUCGAAUGAUCUGGCAGAGGUUGGUCGCCUGUAUCGGGCCCUCAAGGACACCGUCGGUUCUGAGGUGCUGGAGCAGUGUAUCGCGGAGGGCAAGGCGGCCACAGAGAGGCGGCGAAGGGGGAAAUCAGCGUUCGGCAUGAAGCGUAGCAAGGUCGAUCGCCUGCAAGAGCAACGGUACUUGGUGGCCAGGAUGUCGGGGGGCAAUCUUGAGAGUGCAGUCGACAAGGUGAUCAGCGACGCGCAGACGUAUUCCUACGAUGUCGCCGAGACGAUGCGGCUGACCAAUAGAUUGCGCAAUGCUCGUGCUGCAAAGCGACGCGAGGAGGAAGAGAAGGACUCCAUGGACAUUGCCGCCUUCGAGGCAGUUGCGGCCGAAGCUCGGCGGGGCGAGCUCGCCAGACUGAGAGCGGUCCCUGGCCCCAUCCACGGCACGAGGGCGAUGGAAGCCGACGUUGGGUCGGCUUGUGCAGACGCCACGGGUUUGAUUCAGUGCGUGAAUGAUAUGCAGAAACAUCAGAAGAAUGUCAUGGCAUCCUUGGGUAAUUAUUGGAACUUCCUUCACAGGACGAUGCGCGACGAUGCCGCUGAUGCAGGCAAGUCGAGCGAUGAGGAGGAGGAGCAUCGCCAUGGUUGCUGCUGGGGCCUGGGCGUCUGCAUAUGCUCGGAUGCUGGGGCGCAGCUUUGGCGUUUUCGGAACUCCGCGCUGCUCGCCAUGAAGGCCAUGUGCCCGAGGAGCGGGUGCAACCGCAGGAAGCUGCUCAAGGACGGUCACGUCGUCCUGCGAUUCGAGUCGUCGCUUGCUGACGGUGCAGGUGAUGCUUUGGCUGACUUCUGGGGUCUCGGCACGGACGUCCGCUAUUGGCACGUCAGCAGCCAAUCCUUGGCGCCAUUUGUGCCGCGCGUGCAGGAGAUGACCGUGGCCAGUGAUGAGGAGGCACUUGGCGCCAACCGAAGGG